GUUAGAAAGUAAAAGUUUAAUUCUGGAAACCACAGAAGAAAUAAGUUUAAAAGGCAAAGAAGAUAGCGAAAUCAGAAAAAUUAUUCUGGAAAAUUUUUCGAAACUUUUUCCCCAUUUAGAACUGUAUGAUGAAGCCUUUUGCGAAAGUGAAAAAAGGCUAUACAUACUCGAGUAUAAAAGUAAAAUAGAUGAAGAUUUAAUUAAACAGGUUAGGGAAUACCGCGACGGUCUUCAAAAAAAAGAUAGCAGUUUGUAUGAGUUAAUUUUAAAAUGGAAUAAACAAGUUGACAAACACCGAAAGUUAGAAGAUUUUAAAAACUGUAAAGCAAAAAUUAUUUGUAUUGCUCCGGAAUUUGAUGAUUAUGCGAUUGGUGUCGAGGAAGAAAACAGAAGUGAGGAUUAUCUAAAAAAAGUUCGUUCGCUUUCCGCUUUUUUUGAAGUAGAAAUUGGCGAAAACGAAAACAAAAGAAUAAAUAAAUGCCUUUUUUCUCUACAAACCGCUUUUGCUUUUUCCUUGAAAAUAAUUUCUCUCAAGGUCUUAGAAAAGAAGUUUAGUUUCAACGACCCCAUUAAUUUAAAAAGGAUUUCUCUUUCUUCACGGGAUGAAUUGAAAAAAUUUUUAGUUGAUUUGGAACGUGAAGUUUUUGAAAAAUGCGAAAAUGAAAUACGAAAAAUUAUAGAGCAAAUAUCUGAAUAUGAAAACAUUAACUACAAAGACGAUGAUAUUGUGGCUACUCACUUCUUUAUUGAUUUAUAUCGUUAUUUCAUUCCUUUUGAAUUAGAUACGCAAAUUGGAGAAAUUAUUGAAAUUUACCUUCCUAUGGGAAUUGAGUUAUCAGACGGCUUUUUCGGGAAAUUGCUUAGAAACAUCAGAGAUGUUAAACAAGAUGCAGUUAAAAAUAUAACUGAAAUUUUUCGUGAAGAUCUUGGAAUUGACUCUGAAGAAGAAUUAAAAUGCAUCGAAAAAAUGGCAUUCAAAUUAAUCGA
This is a messenger RNA of Racocetra persica, 987 nucleotides long. The record is from the annotation of a GenBank genome assembly. NCBI's taxonomy places the organism in Eukaryota, Fungi, Glomeromycota, Glomeromycetes, Diversisporales, Gigasporaceae.